AUGGCAGAAAACUACAUGUUUCGACUCGCACAGUGUAGUAUUUACGCAGAUGAAAUAGCUGUUUUGAAAGCGCCUCAUAACCAGUCACGAAAACUUCUGAAAAACAGUCCCCUUCGACGGUUGUGUACCUUCCUUGAUAAGGAUGGCAUUUUGCGAUCCCGCGGCCGUACACAAGAAUGUCAUUUCGCAGAUUACGAUGCCGCGAAUCCAAUAAUUCUACCACCCAAUAACCAUAUCACCAAACUUAUUGUACUCGAUGCUCACAAACGAUUUAAUCAUCAGAAUCAUGAAACGAUAAUCAACGAGGUUCGGCAGCGUUUCUGCAGCCCAGGCCUGAAGGCUACAUACCGCGCUAUACGAAAAUCUUGUCAACAUUGCAAAAACGAAAAGGCAGCUCCACAGCCACCAGCGAUGGCCGAUUUACCAUACGCUCGACUUGCUGCUUUUUGUAGACCCUUUACGUACAUGGGAAUCGACUACUUUGGCCCGAUGAUAGUAUCAAUCGGCCGACGCACAGAGAAACGUUGGGGGGUCAUUGCAACAUGUCUUACCACUCGUGCCAUUCACUUAGAACUCGCUCACACACUGACGACCAGUUCCUGUAUCAUGGCAAUACGCAACAUUUUUGCUAGAAGAGGUAUCCCGGCAGUGAUCUACAGCGACCGCGGUACAAACUUUCAGGGCGCUAGCAAGGAGAUGCAGACUGCACUGGAGAAACUUGAUCACGAUCAAUUGAUGCAGGAAUUCACGACAUCUAGAACGGAAUGGAAAUUCAAUCCUCCAGCUUCCCCUCAUAUGGGUGGAGCUUGGGAACGGCUUAUACAGUCUGUAAAAAAAAACCUAAAUGUGCUUCAGCGGAAUUCCUCACCAACCCAUGAAGUACUUCAAAACGCGUUAGUAGAAGUGGAAAAUGUACUUAACUCACGCCCACUCACAAGCGUUCCUCUCGACAAUGAUGAAUCUCCAGUGUUAACGCCAAAUCACUUUCUUUUGGGUACACACAAUGGAUUACGGCCCUGGACAGCGUACGACGACAGUUCAGCAGCACUAAGAAACACCUGGCAGCGGUCGCAAAUCAUGGCGAACCAAUUUUGGAAACAGUGGAUACGGGACUAUCUGCCCACACUCACCCGAAGACAGAAGUGGCUGUUACCUGCAAAACCAAUUGCCAUCGGUGACGUGGUCAUCAUAGUGGACUCGAAUUUACCCCGUAACUGUUGGCUGAAGGGUAGAGUCAUAGGUGUAAAACCAAACGCGGACGGACAGGUAAGAAUGGCCACAGUACAAACGACUAAUGGGAUCUACGAGAGACCGGCCGUGAAACUCGCUGUUCUAGACGUAGGCGUUCAGUCGAAUACGCUUCAGCUGAGUCCUCAGCGCAUCCUGGGGGGAGUGUAA
This is a messenger RNA of Malaya genurostris, 1398 nucleotides long. RefSeq lists its product as uncharacterized. Gene Ontology annotation, biological process: DNA integration. The record is from RefSeq and is a predicted model, not a curated record. NCBI's taxonomy places the organism in Eukaryota, Metazoa, Arthropoda, Insecta, Diptera, Culicidae. Gene Ontology annotation, molecular function: nucleic acid binding. The coding region runs from base 1 to 1398 and encodes 465 amino acids. The transcript has a single exon.